UCCAGGGCAUGUUUUGAGAUUUUUCUCUCUCCAUCCACUCCAGGCUAGGCUCGGAAGGUUUCUCAGUUUUCCAUACGGGCGAGAAAUGAGGAUCCAGGGAAAAGUUGCGUUAAUUACAGGUGCUGCUGAGGGCCUGGGAAGAGCUUUCGCUGAAGAGUUAUUGAAGAAAGGUGCAAAGGGAGUUGGUAUUGCAGAUGUCAAUGUCUCCAAAGGUAAAGAAACAGCAGGCCUUUUCUUGUCCAAAUACGGUCAUAAAAAGGCUAUUUUUCUUCAGUGUGAUGUGACGUCGGAAAAACAGCUUGAAGAUGCAUUCAGGAAAACAAAAGAGGAAUACGGGAGGUUAGACAUUGUUUGCAACAACGCAGGUAUCGGUGAUGAGAGGAAAUGGAGACUUAUGAUCAACAUUAACUUGGCUGCUGUUGUUCAUGGUACAUACCUCGCCAGGAAGUAUAUGAGUAAACAGAAUGGUGGCUCAGGAGGACUGGUGGUGAAUAUUGCUUCUAUGGCAGGUUUGAUACUCGGUCCUCUAUCACCUGUUUACACAGCAACAAAACAUGGCGUGGUGGGCUUCACAAGGUCGAUGGCUUCUUUUGAUGCAGCUUUCAGCAAAGAUGACAUCCGCUUAAACACUAUUUGUCCGUCUUUCUCUGAUACUUCAAUUAUCAACAAGACGGCGGCUCCAGAAUUCGUGGAUGGUAACAUCAUGAAACAGGUUGCCGGGACAUUUAAGUUGCUACCGGUGUCUCAAGUUGCUGAGGGCUUCAUGAGGUUAGUUGAGGACGAUGACCUCCAUGAUCAGGUCAUGAGAGUCACUCACGAGCGGGGAAUCGACUUCCAGAGGUUUAAACCAAACCCACCGAUGCCAAGUAAGAUGUGAAACUGAGAGAAGUUUUAAAAAGGGGGAAAAUUUGGACCAAGCAGGAUUUCUGUGUACUGGGCCCAAUUUCAUAGCGCUGCUAAGCACACAAAUUUGCUUAGCAU
Asterias rubens (European starfish) is the source of this 981-nucleotide messenger RNA. Its product is annotated as 15-hydroxyprostaglandin dehydrogenase [NAD(+)]-like. The transcript is spliced from 7 exons. Gene Ontology annotation, cellular component: cytoplasm. Gene Ontology annotation, molecular function: oxidoreductase activity, acting on the CH-OH group of donors, NAD or NADP as acceptor. The record is from RefSeq and is a predicted model, not a curated record. Bases 86 to 877 code for a protein of 263 amino acids. Lineage: Eukaryota; Metazoa; Echinodermata; Asteroidea; Forcipulatida; Asteriidae.